This is a messenger RNA of Tyto alba (common barn owl), 5389 nucleotides long. RefSeq names its product LysM domain containing 4 (gene LYSMD4). The transcript has 7 exons. The record is from RefSeq and is a predicted model, not a curated record. The coding region runs from base 2684 to 3508 and encodes 274 amino acids. NCBI's taxonomy places the organism in Eukaryota, Metazoa, Chordata, Aves, Strigiformes, Tytonidae.
AGCCGUGGAGUAUCUAUAGCCAUAUGUAUAAGAAAGAAAAAGCGUAUUUGCUUGUUUGUUUUCCAGCCUUCCCAUAGAAUAGUUCUAAAAGCAGAAGUAUCUUUCACAAUGGAAAAAAAAAUGACAAAAACAUCCUCAUAUUUAUCAAAAUUUUCUUAGAUGUUUUUCAGGGUAUCGUUAAGGCCUGCCAGGCUCCUCCCCUUUCUCCCCCUGUCUUACCCCAAAUGCUUCCAUUUUUGGCUAAAAAAUCUCAAGUUUAGGAUUUUUUUGACCAACAACGUCAGCCAAAACCCAAGCUCUUUUCUCUAAUUUUUCCACUUAAUUUUUAAACUGUCUUCUGGCAAAACAGAAAUAUUGUUUUGAUGGAAAAUUUUCAACCAGCUCUGCUUAUUACUUUCUGCCAACAGUCAUACAGGCAAAACAGUGCAUCUUCCAAGAGACGAGACUGUCCGAAGGGCCGAACGCAAGGCAGGUGAUGACUAACGCUUCUCUCCCCAGUAUGUGUCCCAGCCAGCACUGUGCUCUUUUGCAGGCUUCAGCCCUUAAUGAGAGCCAUCUUUCUAGAGAUGUUUCCAGCCUAAAUGUCUCUUGGCAAGUCAGCUCAGUAAUUCAGGUACUUUGCCAGGUUAAAGGAAGAUGUGGGUGGCACAGAAGGAUCUCUGACCGAAGAACCGUGAGACUCAGAGGAGCCAUGUUGUGCAUCUCUUAUCAGCGUUGACUAAUACUUGGAGCCCUCCAGGCAAGGACCAGUUGGCAGGGAAGGAUGGGGAGAUGGGGCUAGUCCAGCUCACUUCCAAAGCAAGCUUCAGUGUGCUGUUGUUUAGUGGAGAUGUUUAGAUAUGCCAGCAGCUGAGCCCUGCACAGCCAUGAGUAGUCUCCAUGUAACCCUGAGGACCUCCAGGGACAAGAUCUUAAAGCGGCUGACAGUCUGAAAUGAGACCGGUCACAUCACUGCUGUGUAUCUCUUACCCAUCCGUCCAUGGGGAAGGGGCUUCUCACACUGAAUCUGGAGUGCGAAUUCAAGGGGAGCCCAACUCCUCUCGCUUCCUGGUUUCCUGUGAAGAAUGGGGAGACAAAGAAGGACUAUGUUCUUGCAGAGCAGGGCAGAAGCCGAAUUUCAGUUUUUGGCCGCUGCAGCCAAAGGAGCAUCUGCCUGUUGGCUACAUGGGCGGUGUCCUCAGGGGAUAGCCAUCCCUCAGCAGUCCCUAAUAUUUGCAGAGUGCUCCGAGAUCUUUCAGUGAAAGACCUUUUAGAUGUGCAAAAGUUUAUAGCCCUUCUCUGACCAUUGCUGAUUUUAGAAGGUUAAGUUAGGAACAGGAAAUACAGUGACUAAAGGAAAGCCAUUAAUAUUAAAUUCUACCCUUUGCCAGAUAGUCCUGUGUUAUCUUUGCUCUUUCAUGAAAUAUUUUCUAGUUUUCCUUGCAGGGCAUUCUUCAUGGGGGUAGCAACUGAGGAGCUGUAACUUGGCACAUCUCCACCUGCUUUUCUGUAGCAGUCCACAUUUGUGCUCUGGGAUUUGAAGAAUUUCCUUUGCCUCUAGAAUUGAUAUGCAAACAGUCAGCUGUACAGACAUCAAUCUGUCCAGUAGACAUGCUGUGUGACCCAAGAAAUAAUACAGGUGGUCAGCACCAUGCUGGUGACUCCUGAAUUUCUGGAGCAAACAGACUCAUUUUACUAUGUCUAGAAGACAGGAGGUCCUGUAUACACCCUCCAGUAAUGUAAUCUACUGUGCUUGACUGAUCACAAAACACCCACCAAGACAUCCCUAACAAAAUUCUUUAUUUUUGCCAAGAAAAGCAAAGAUUUGCAGGAAAUGAGAGCCGUGACCUUGCCACCUCACAAAUAGCUUGGAGAUCUCAAGAUGCUCAUCUCAGCAGAGAGAUGCUCAUGCCAGAGCAAACGCAGAGCCCUGUGUGGUCACUGCACAGCUCUUCCAGCGUCCCUUUCUUUAUCUCCUCGUCAACUGUGUUGUGAAAAAAGCAGAAAUGGGCCAACUCAGUCUUCUUCUGCCUGUUUGCUGUGUUGCUGCCAGAAACACUUUGAGGAAAAGACUGGCUGCAUGGUUUAUGCCUGCCAUAUUGUUCCAUCACUGGAGCUCCUGGACAUCUGCACUCACAAAAUCAUCCCCUCUAUUGUGGAUCCUGGACAGUGCAAGCAAAUGGCAUAAAGAAAUAGCACAGGGCUGGGACAGUGGUUUGAAUCAGCUCUGAAAUUAACUCUGAGUGGUACAAGAGUGCCUGAAGAAAUUGUAAAGAUGGUCCAGGGAUGGGCUUCCCUGCUUCACACCUUCACACCAACAUGAACUAUUGGGAAUCUUGAUAUUUUAAGCACCCCUUUUUCUCUCAUCUCCUCUCUUUCAAGCACUUUCUCCUCCUGGCUAGCCAUAGCUUGUGUUCUCUGGCCACCUGGGACUUCAUCUUGCUCCUUAUACAUUUCCACAAAGAGUACCUGGUGGGAGCGGCUUUCUGCACUCCAGGAGGCAGCACAGGGUCCUGGCACGGCUUCCCCAGGAUCCUGGUAAAGACCAAGCAUCAUGGCCAACAUUCUCCUGUGCACCCACGUGCCAUGCUGACAAUCUCCUCACAGGCAUGAGGAGCCAACUUCUCAUGGAGGAGACCCUGGUGAAUCUCCCUUCUUGCAUCCAGGCCUUCAAAGUUUUCCCUGCAAGGUGCUGGUAUAAAAGAUGAGGCUGAAUGAGAACCAGACAAGAUCCUUCCAGGCUCCUGUCACCAUCCAUAACUACCCGGGCAGGCAGGUGUACGUGUUUCCCAACGGCCGAUCUGAUUCAGAAGAGUCAUCAGAGGAGGAGCUCAACGUUACCGAAUUGCGACCGAGGGGCAAGGAGCAGCAGCGAUGCAGCACUUCUCGGGACAGAGUUGGAGAUGUGGUACUUCUGGAACGAGAGAUUACAAAGGAUGAUAAUCUUAACAAGCUAGCCCUGCAGUAUGGAUGUAAAGUUGCAGAUAUCAAACGCGUCAACAACUUCAUCCGGGAGCAGGACUUGUACGCCCUGAAGUCCAUCAAGAUCCCCGUGAAGCCCCACGGGCUGUUAACGGAGAACGGCAGGGAACUAAAGCUGCUCCCGCCUGCGCCCUCCCAGACCGGCCUGACGCUCGUGGACUUACCGGAACCCGAGGAGGGGGCGAGCAGCCCUGCCGACGGCAGGCACCUCAGCGACUACUUCAGGGGGAUAGACAAGAACAUCCAGGACGCGGUGCAGGCAGAGGUCCAGCUCGACGCGGAGUAUUGCCUGGAGGCGCUGGAGAGGCCGCUGCCCGAGUCAGGGAAGCAGGAGACCAGCAACGGUGCGGACUGUGGAAUCCAGUGGUGGAACGCCGUUUUUAUUAUGCUCCUGAUAGGAAUUGUCCUGCCGGUAUUUUAUAUCAUCUAUUUUAAAACACAAGGCCUGGUGGCCCAUACCUCCAAUGCAACGCUCACCUCAAAUAUUUCAACAGAUGGAUUGGAAGGGAAAUUACCACAAAGCUCAGUUGUAGAAAAAAAGUCCUAAGGGGGUAAAGCCGCCAAAUGCAGCCUCUCCUCCCAGCACUGAAGCCCAUACGCCAGUGACUGACUCAAGUGUGUUCAGGGGGAUAACAAUAUAGAUUAUUUUUAUUUUUUUAAGUAGCUGCUGUUGUAAUCCUGAACUUGACAAAGUGAGGUGAUACGAUUUUUAUGGAAAAAUAAGGAUGCUUUGUUGCUUACCAGGAUUGUCAGGCAGCUGGCUUAACAUUUGUGAACGCUGUUGAGGGAGAAUAUUUUGUAGCAAUUUACCCAUCUUGGUUCCUUCAGGUAUUUCUUAAUGCCUUGUAAGAAGGGAAUCCUUUGCUGCUGAGAUAGAGUACAGUAUUAAUGUGAUCGGAAAGUUGGGGGUUGUUUGCAUUUUAAGAAAACACUUUGGCUUAGAAUGGAAGCAGGGACUCCUCUUUUUCUCUGAACUGUCAUUUUUAUCUCUCAGAGACCAUGGCACUUUUGGCAUACUUAGCCCUAAAGCGAUGACUUUGAGUGUGUUAGGUUAGGUGCGCCGCGGCACGAGCCCGCUGACAGCACCUCACCAGUUCAGCUUUCUGAGCACAGGUUUAAGCUGUGUUGCUUAGGCUGCUUCAAGCCCACCACAGGGAAGGGUGAGCCCAGGCCUUCUGGCCCGGGUGAAUCCUUUGGAGACUUCCCUCGGCAGCUGGUGUCUCUGCAGGCGCAGCUCCGUGCGCUCGCGGUCAGCGUGGCCCCGGAGCACUGGAGGAGGACACGAGGGUGGCGUUAGGCCUGUGGUACGUGGUGUGCGCUCAGUGCUUGGGGAGAGAGGUCUAGCCAGUAUUACUUUAAAAACAAACAGAAAAAAAAAAAAAAUCCAUAAUGGGGCAACUCAAACACCCAGUUUUAGUCAUGGACUUGAGUUUCCUUGGGUGUAGUCGCCAAGUGAGAGCAUUCAUUCCCAAGUUGCAUUUAAUUUGCAAGGUCCAGGAAAGCCGCCCUGCGUUACCUUGGGCACGUGAAGAAGGCUAAAGCCUUUAAAGGAUGGCGACUUGGAAGCUGCUGAGCGUUAAACGUGUCUGUGAGCUGCUGACGCUGGUAUUUAAAAGCUUUUGUGUAGGCAAGACCAGCAAAGCUUCGGGGGCUGGUGGUGGCCCGAGCUGCGGGUGAGCCCGAGGUCAGAGCUGUGCGGGACGCGUCAGUACCAGCUGCGUGCUGGACGUGAGCGUAAGAUGAGGCAUGGGGGAGCUUUGCUGCAGAGAAGGCCAUGCCUCAAAAAUAUAAUUCAGCGGCUUCAGACGCUGCGGGCAGAGAGGAAAACGCGCCUCUAGAACUAAACACUAAGGUAUUUUGCAGCACCGGUACGUGAAACCCACCGGGGCUGGGGUAGCGUGGGAGAGCAGGAGCAGCCAGGGGCGCGGGGCCGGCUGCGGCCCCGUGAGGGUCCUGCGGGGCUGAAGCCGCUGCCCGGCCUCCCCCUCCGGCUGGGCACGGGCGCAGGGCCGAGCCGCGGUGGCGGGGCAGGGGCCGGGCAGCCCCCCAGCACCCCCGAGGUGGGUGAUGCUGGCCCUGCCGCGCAUCGACGGGCGAGUUGCUGCUUUGGGUUUUUUUGGAAAGCUGCGGCGGCCCAGCGCUGCAGGCGGGGUGGGGGAGCGGGACCGCGGCCCCCGCCAGGUGAGCGGCACCCUGUGGUGGUGCACCAACCUGUGGUUCCUGCAAGCGUCAGAAAACGUGCUCAGGAAAGCAUGAGAGAACCUGGUUUUGUAACAGAGGACUCUAAAGUAUCUUAUAUUGAAAAAAAAACCCCAACCUUGUAUUUUCCUUCUGUGAAGGAAAUGUAUCUCUUUGUUCUAUGGGAGGGGGGUUUUAGUACAUUUUUAAAUAAAGCAAAAUGAAAUAAAAGCACAAGGGGCACCACCCA